Aplosporella prunicola CBS 121167 is the source of this 819-nucleotide messenger RNA. RefSeq lists its product as uncharacterized. The record is from RefSeq and is a predicted model, not a curated record. The coding region runs from base 65 to 799 and encodes 244 amino acids. The transcript has 3 exons. Lineage: Eukaryota; Fungi; Ascomycota; Dothideomycetes; Botryosphaeriales; Aplosporellaceae.
CGUUAUCGUUUUGCGUCAGCGGUGUCACGUAAGAAGAGCCUCAUCAACUCGUCUCCUCUCUCCCAUGCAGGCUCCCCUCCACCGGCUCUGGCUGCUGCCUCUCGUUUCCAGCAUCGCCUGGUUCCUCACUCUACUGGUAUUGCUGAUCACGUGGGUCGCGAGAGGGACACCGCGAUAUCCCGGCCAGGCCAAUCCUUAUGUCGCCUUCAUUUCGGACAUCGCGGCCUUCGAGCUAAAGCCCCUCUUUCUCGUUGGAUCAUGUAUCACAGCCUUCGCCUUCAUCGGCACCGUCUGCGCCGUUCAUUUUGCGCGGUACAACCGUCGCAUGUACGGAAUUGACGACGUAUGGUAUAAGCACUGGACGUCGUUCGUAGCCAUGUUGUCUGGCGUUGUUGCCGGCGCAGGCCUGAUUCUUCUGGGCGUUAUGGACACGUUUCGCUUUCACGAGGAGCAUCGGAUCUUGCUCUUGGUGUGCUUCAGCGGGCUGGCUUUGUCGGCGCUUUGUACGACGCUGGUAUACUUUGAUCAGACCAAGAAGCCGUCGCGGUUUCGACUGCUACGGCUGUAUUGCUCGGCGAGCGCAACCAUAGUGUUGACGGAAGUAGGGCUGGGGACAUGUUUCACGGGGCUGAUGUACUCGGGCUACUGGCGCAUCGCGGGCAUCUUUGAGUGGACCAUGGCGUUUGUGGGCUCGUUGUACAUGCUGGCGUUUGUGGGAUUUGUCGCAGUUCCGCCCGAGGGCAUCGACGCGCGGGAAAGGGAUCCCUUGCUCCAGGAGAGGGGGGGCCAAGAAUGGUAGCGGUAGCGAAGGGUGGGGGA